AUGUCUUCCAUUUCUUUUCUACCAAUCCUAAUAAGUCUUCUCGCCACUGGACUCCAGGUAUCAGCAAUUACAGCAUCGUCAAUAACGUCAACAUAUGGUCUAACAGAUUCAUUCAAUUUUACAUUCCCAGACCAAACUUUGAACAGUGCAGAUGCAAAUACUUGGCUAGUUGAUAAUUGGAGCUUAUAUUAUAAAAAAGGUGUUGAUUGGGGUAAUUCCGAUAUUGUAUUUUCACCUGAUCCAUCAACAUCUACGUCUACCGUAGUACGAAGACAAGACUCAUCCACAUCUUCAACAAAAACAAAAACAAAAACAUCUUCUGCGACUUCCUCAACUUCAACAUCAACAACAUCUACAACAGUGGCCUACCCUUCUUCGACAGCACUCAAUGGGGAAUCACCAGCAUUGAGAAUCGAAUAUCCUCAAGGAUCAUAUAGCAAGAGAACAGGUGGAACACAAUUUUAUGCUAAUCCUUUGAAUACGACCGACGCCAAAGUGACAAGUGGUAAUGCUACCUCAGAUGGUCAAUACGAAAGAAUGAUGAUGAGUUAUGACGUUUGGUUUCCUACUGGAUAUGCCUGGAAUCAAGGUGGGAAAUUACCAGGACUACGAGGAGGUCCAGACACGAAAGGAUGCUCAGGAGGUAAUGAAACGGACGGUUCUACAUGUUUCAGUACCAGAUUAAUGUGGAGACCUAACGGUGCUGGUGAAGUUUACGCAUACAUCCCUACUUCACAAAAGAAUUUCUGUUCUCAGUCUCAAGUCACCUGUAAUUCAGAUUAUGGCACUUCUCUCGCUAGAGGUUCUUUCUCAUUCGUAACUGGACAAUGGCAAACUAUACAAUUAUUAGUUGUCCUAAAUGAAGUUGGAACUGCCAAUGGUGUUGUAGAGUUAUGGUAUAACGGGGUUCAAGCUUUACAAUUCAACAAUCUGGUACUUCGGACUUCUGCAAACUUAGCUUCAGUAGGAGGAUUAUUCUUUUCGACCUUUUUCGGAGGUGAUGAUUCAUCUUGGGCAACCCCUACCGAUCAAUUUGUCUAUUUCAGAAAUAUCCAGUUGUUCGCGGGAGCGGGUGCCAGUAGUUUAUCAGGUGAUAAAGCUACCCAAAAGUCUCAUGCGAGCGUCAAUGCCAAUAUAGGUAAAUGGACCGUAUUGGGUGGCAUCUUUUUCGGUUUGAUGGGCUUCUUGAUAGUGUAA
Molecule: messenger RNA, 1197 nt
Organism: Kwoniella shivajii
Lineage: Eukaryota; Fungi; Basidiomycota; Tremellomycetes; Tremellales; Cryptococcaceae
Exons: 5
Coding region: 1-1197 (398 amino acids)
Source: RefSeq, a predicted model, not a curated record